AUGACGGGCUCUCACGCCGUGCAUGUCUACCAUCCAUCCGCCUAUCAGAGCAAUGAUCUCUGCGCGGCGCGUGGCUGCAAAGAGGGGUCCGUGUGCUUUUUGGCCGUCGGAAAGGCAAUUUGCGUGAAGCGGGAUGUUGCUCGCGAAAAGCUCGGUAAGCACAAAUUCGUUGAGCAUGGCACCGAUGACGAGCUGUUGCGCAAGAAACAUCAGCACGAUCUGCUCACCGAGACGGCCAAGCACGAGAAACACGAGAAGCACUCCUGCGCCCGAGGGGAGCUCGACUCGAUCGGUGGCCGACUUGUCCAGUGGUUCAGCGAUAUGCACCGUGUCCAUGGCGAGGGAAGGGACGUGUCAUUGAAAAAGCACAAAAUCGUGUGCCGGCCGGAUGUGGCCUGGAUGUUCGAGCAAUGGGACGGCGACGAGAAUGGUCAAUUGACGCAGAAGGAACUGGCCCCGAUUGAGGGAAACAUGAAGGAGAAGUGUCUGCCUCAUUUCCUGGACCUUUGCGACGAUAUGGUGAUCGAUGGUGAGAUCUCGGUGGAUGAGUGGUGUGAUUGUUUCUCGUAUUCUGCUGACUACCGCCACGAGCCACCCUGCCACCGCCAGAAGCACCACGCUGACCCCCAUCUUCUCGGCGUCUUCAUCCCGCGCUGCGACCUGGAGGGCUUCUUCCAGCCCGAGCAGUGCCAUUCCGGUCACUGCUGGUGCGUCGACAAGUACGGUCGUGAAUUCGACCAAAGCCGCGUCGAGGGCGAGCUGCCCGACUGCGGACAGUACGGCGCCGAGUUGACUGAGGAGGAAGAAGAAGAUCUGCAUUCCCGCAUU
Messenger RNA from Mesorhabditis spiculigera, 828 nucleotides. Lineage: Eukaryota; Metazoa; Nematoda; Chromadorea; Rhabditida; Rhabditidae. The record is from the annotation of a GenBank genome assembly.